Molecule: messenger RNA, 2440 nt
Organism: Gordionus sp. m RMFG-2023
Lineage: Eukaryota; Metazoa; Nematomorpha; Gordioida; Chordodea; Parachordodidae
Product: transmembrane protein 214-like
Exons: 17
Coding region: 151-2196 (681 amino acids)
Cellular component (GO): Golgi apparatus; endoplasmic reticulum
Source: RefSeq, a predicted model, not a curated record
UGAAGAGAUAUUUUUUGGAAAUUAAACUUAUAAAUAAUAAAUUUUUGUAAUAUGAAAAAAUAUGUAUAUUAUAUUUAUAAUUGAUUUAAAAAAAAUAUAUUAUGGUGAAAACAAGUAUAAUAUAGUGAAUACUGCGAGGUAAAAUACUCUAUGGAUAAUUGGGAAGUUGCAGGCAAGAAAAAUAAAUCUAAGUCAGUUGUAGCGAAUGGAUACGGUAAAGACAUAGAUAAGAAAAAAAUUAUUACUGAUAAAUCUAUUGAAACAAACAAAACUAUGUAUGAAGGAUUCAAUGACAAACAAAAUAAAAUUGACAAUGCCAAAAAAAUGGGAUUGCUUGAGAAAGAAAAAGAGCCCAGUAUAAAAAAGGCCUCUAAAAUAGAUAGCAAAAAAACAUUUUCCACACCUCAGGCAUUUCCUAAAACUUUAAGGGAAGCCUUAACAAAAAUUAGUUGCACAGAAUUAACUCAAGUUUAUGAAAAUGUAACAGAUAUUUUUCCUAAUAAUCCAAUAAUUUGGUUAAAAGAUAUUGCAUCAUAUUUAUCUAAGAAAUUGGAAGUUCCUCAAAUUACUUCAAUAACUUAUUCAGAGUUUCCAGAUGGAUUUCCUUAUUCAGAAUUUCCAUGCAAACAAAAGUUAUCUAACAUUGCUCAAAACUGUAAACAUGAAGACUUGGAAUUGUUUUUGAAUACUUUUUAUUCCAUGAUAAUUAACGAGUCAAAUAAAGAAAAUGUAAUGCAUGGUUAUAAACUAUUAGUCCAAGCUAUAAUAUUUUAUAGACCAGAAAUUAUAAUGAAUAAUAAAUUAAAAAUUAUUGGACUAAUUAAAGCAAAUCAAAACAAACCCCAAAUAUGUCUCUCAAUAUUUUGGACUAUAUGUCAAAUAGAUGCUAGUCAUUUAUUACCAGCUUUUCAAGUGUGGAUUGAAAUGAUGCUUCCAUUUAUAAAUUGUCCUAAUUUGGUAAAAUACAUAAUCAAAUAUGGUGAAGAUAUAUUAAACCAGCCACAAAUAAAUCUCACAAAAUUAUAUGGCAGCAUUAAUUACAAACAAUUUUUUGACAUAUUCGAUUCUGUAUUCCUGGCUCCAUCUCAUCUCAAAGAAGAGUAUAGACGUCGUUUUUUAGCCUUAUAUCCGAAAAUUAAAGAAAUCGCGAUGAAUCAAUCUACGAAACGAGAAAUGAAAUCUUAUUUGACCUGUUCUUUAUCCAGAUUAACCGAGAAUAACGCUCAACGUGUCGCGUACGACGAUAAGGGACAAACAAUAUUCCUGAGAAAUGAACUUGCUGAGUAUAUGAUCACGUGUUUUACUCUGGAUAAAAAUUGUAUGGCAACAUGGGAAACUUUGCACCCUAAAUUCCUUCAACAAUCCAACCUAUUUCUGCGAUACCUAAACGAAAACUGGUCCCGUGUCAAGGCCUACAAACAUUUGGACACUAAUGCGAUGAUUAAAACGGUGAAAGUUCUCAACAAGAACGAUAAAUUUUCCCCCAAUAAAAAUUCGGGUUAUAAGGAUUCUAUCAAGCUUUGUCGAUCGAUUACCAAGAAAAAAAGCUUUGGGUUCUGGAAAAUGUUUAUACUUAUCUCCAUCUUGUCCAUCCUGAUCGGUCUUUCCAUUUUAUACUAUGACGUCAAUAGAUCCGAUCCAGAGAAUUCCAUAGUACUAAAAUUGAAUCGUAAAAUCGAUGAAUAUGGUUAUCGCCAUCAAGUAGAUAGAUUGGACAAUUAUAUUGAUAUGGGAAUCAAAAAUGCGAAAAAAAAAUUCGAAAUAGGUAAAAUUUAUUACUUCAAAUAUUGGGAUCCGGAGAUUCAAAAAUAUGUUAAGAAAGUGAGCAAAGUCACCUCAAAAUAUACCGAUCACUAUUAUAAAGCUGCUUCCCCUCACGUACAAAAAACUUUGAAAACGAUUUCCGAAUAUUACGAAAAGUAUUACCCAAUCAUUUACUCCCACGCGGAAAAGACAGCUGAAACGAUUUUAAAAUAUUCUAAAGAGGUUGCAGUCGCAUCUGCUCCGUAUCUAGAAACCUUGAAAAUUGUGGUCGAAAAAUACCUUAUAAAUUUACAAAAUUUAGCCAUAUAUCUAUACGAAUUCUUUCAGUCUUACGUCGCGAAUAUUGAUUUAACCUAUUAUCAAAAUCAUAUUCAGGAUAUGUAUAACCGAUUUCGUCAAUACAUAAAUCUUCUUAUGGGAGUCAAGAAUUAAUUUUCCCUUAGCAGUUAGCAAAUUAUGGUACCGGCGAUCAUUCAAAGAUAUUUAAUUUAAAUAUAUAAAUCUCAUAUUAUUAAAUAGUAUACUGAUGAAGGAUUUUAUUUUAUAAAAAAAAUUCACGUUUAAUUUUAAAAAAAAAUUUCUCUCACUUCUGGUUUAUACUAAAAUGUCAUUUAUAAUGUUAUUUUUAUAUUAAUUAAUUAUAAAAAAAUUAUUUCAAUGUCUAGAUAAAUGGAUA